GGGGCGCUGGGAGCCCGUUGGGCCGCGAACGCAGCCGCCACGCUGGGGCCGCCGAGAUCGGGUGCCCGGGAUGAGCCUCAUCCGGAAAAAGGGCUUCUACAAGCAGGACGUCAACAAGACAGCCUGGGAGCUGCCCAAGACCUACGUGUCCCCGACGCACGUCGGCAGCGGGGCCUAUGGCUCCGUGUGCUCGGCCAUCGACAAGCGGUCAGGGGAGAAGGUGGCCAUCAAGAAGCUGAGCCGACCCUUUCAGUCCGAGAUCUUCGCCAAGCGCGCCUACCGGGAGCUGCUGCUGCUGAAGCACAUGCAGCAUGAGAACGUCAUUGGGCUCCUGGAUGUCUUCACCCCAGCCUCCUCCCUGCGCAACUUCUAUGACUUCUACCUGGUGAUGCCCUUCAUGCAGACGGAUCUGCAGAAGAUCAUGGGGAUGGAGUUCAGUGAGGAGAAGAUCCAGUACCUGGUGUAUCAGAUGCUCAAAGGCCUUAAGUACAUCCACUCUGCUGGGGUCGUGCACAGGGACCUGAAGCCAGGCAACCUGGCUGUGAAUGAGGACUGUGAACUGAAGAUUCUGGAUUUUGGGCUGGCGCGACAUGCAGACGCCGAGAUGACUGGCUACGUGGUGACCCGCUGGUACCGAGCCCCCGAGGUGAUCCUCAGCUGGAUGCACUACAACCAGACAGUGGACAUCUGGUCUGUGGGCUGUAUCAUGGCAGAGAUGCUGACAGGGAAAACUCUGUUCAAGGGGAAAGAUUACCUGGACCAGCUGACCCAGAUCCUGAAAGUGACCGGGGUGCCUGGCACGGAGUUUGUGCAGAAGCUGAACGACAAAGCGGCCAAAUCCUACAUCCAGUCCCUGCCACAGACCCCCAGGAAGGAUUUCACUCAGCUGUUCCCACGGGCCAGCCCCCAGGCUGCGGACCUGCUGGAGAAGAUGCUGGAGCUAGACGUGGACAAGCGCCUGACGGCCGCGCAGGCCCUCACCCAUCCCUUCUUUGAACCCUUCCGGGACCCUGAGGAAGAGACGGAGGCCCAGCAGCCGUUUGAUGAUUCCUUAGAACACGAGAAACUCACAGUGGAUGAAUGGAAGCAGCACAUCUACAAGGAGAUUGUGAACUUCAGCCCCAUUGCCCGGAAGGACUCACGGCGCCGGAGUGGCAUGAAGCUGUAGGGACUCAUCUUGCAUGGCACCGCCGGCCAGACACUGCCCAAGGACCAGUAUUUGUCACUACCAAACUCAGCCCUUCUUGGAAUACAGCCUUUCAAGCAGAGGACAGAAGGGUCCUUCUCCUUAUGUGGGAAAUGGGCCUAGUAGAUGCAGAAUUCAAAGAUGUCGGUUGGGAGAAACUAGCUCUGAUCCUAACAGGCCACGUUAAACUGCCCAUCUGGAGAAUCGCCUGCAGGUGGGGCCCUUUCCUUCCCGCCAGAGUGGGGCUGAGUGGGCGCUGAGCCAGGCCGGGGGCCUAUGGCAGUGAUGCUGUGUUGGUUUCCUAGGGAUGCUCUAACGAAUUACCACAAACCUGGUGGAUUGAAACAGCAGAACUUGAUUCCCUUACAGUUCUGGAGGCUGGAAAUCUGGGAUGGAGGUGUUGGCAGGGCUGUGGUCCCUUUGAAGGCUCUGGGGAAGAAUCCUUCCUUGGCUCUUUUUAGCUUGUGGCGGCAGUGGGCAGUCCGUGGCAUUCCCCAGCUUAUUGCUGCAUCACUCCAGUCUCUGUCUCUUCUGUUCUCUCCUCUUUUAACAACAGUCAUUGGAUUUAGGGCCCACCCUAAUCCUGUGUGAUCUUAUCUUGAUCCUUAUUAAUUAAACCUGCAAAUACUCUAGUUCCAAAUAAAGUCACAUUCUCAGGUUCCAGGUGGACAUGAAUUCCAGGGGGAAAUGAUUCAACUCACUACAGACAGCUGGGAGGGAGGGGCCCCUUCCUGGGCCCCGUGCUGAGGCCUUGUGCUCUGUGAAGGAACCCAAUGUGUUUGGCUGCUAAAUUAAGGGAGUUGCAGAGAGAGCUGCAGCUGGUGCGAUUGCAUUCAGGUUAUUUUGGGUGAGUGAUAAGCAAUCAAGAUAUGAAACAACAGCAGGCUCGGAGACUGCGAGCUGCACAGGCAGAAAUGGGCUCUUGCCUGGCUUGAUGGCAAACCGUUCUGCUCCCUUUGGGAGAUGGCACAGCUCUCCAGAGCUUUGACCUGACAGUGGCUAGAACCUCUCUGUUUUUAUCUGAGAAACUUUGGCAGAACAAAUUUCCAUGUGCACAAGCUGUCGGGCACAGUGGGUCUCAAAUUUCCUUGUGCACCAGGGGACUUGUUAAAAUGCAGAUUCCUGGGCCCCACCCCAGGGCUUGUGACUCAGCAGGUCUGCAGUUGAGACCUUAGAAUGUGCAUUUGAAUGAGGACCUCUCGCCCUGACCCAAGCCUAGUGAUUCUGAUGGAUAUCAGACCAUAGUUCGAGACAUUUAGUGGAUUUCAGUCAUACUUGAUUUGUUGGGAGGCCUAAAUCAAAAACCUAUAGGAGGAGACUGGGGGGCUUCAGAUGGAGUUUCACACUCAUCUUACAGGUGUUAAAACUGAGGCUCAGAAAGCUUUUUUUUGUUUGUUUGUUUGAGACAGGGUCUGGCUCUGUCACCCGGGCUGGAGUUCAGUGGCACAAUUACAUCUUACUGCAACCUCAGCCUCCUGGGCUCAAGCCAUCCUCCCACCUCAGCCUCCUAAGUAGCUGGGACUACAGGUCUGUGCCACCCAGGUGCACCAGGACUGCAGGUGGCUAAUUAAAACAUUUUUUUUCUUUUUUGUAUAGGCGGGGUUUCUCUAUGUUGCCCAGGCUGAUCUUGAACUUCUGGACUCAAGUGAUCCUCCCACUUUGGCCUCCCAAAGUGCUGGGAUUAUAGGCAUGAGCCACCCUGCAGGCCCAGACAGCAUUUUUAAGGCCUUGAAACUCUUCUGUAUAAUACUGUAAUGGUGGAUACCUAUUGUGCAUUUGUUACCAUCUGUAGGACUGGAUAACACAGAGUGAACCCUCAAGUAAACUAUGGACUUCAGUUAAUAAUAAUGUAUCAGUAUUGGUUCAUAAAUUGUAACAAUUGUGCCACACUAAUGCAAGAUGUUACUCAUCAAGAAAACUGAGGAGAGAGAAGGGGAGGAAGUAGGUGGGAACCUCUAUACUUUCUACCAACCUAAAACUGCUCUAAAAAAUAAACCACAGGCCGGUCGCAGUAGCUCACGCCUGUAAUCCCAGCACCUUGGGAGGCUGAGGUGGGCGGAUCACUUGAGGUCAGGAGUUCAAGACCAGCCUGGCCAACAUGGUGAAACCCCAUCUCUACCAAAAAUACAAAAAUUAGCUGGGCUUGGUGGUGCAUGCCUGUAAUCCCAAACUACUCGGGAGGCUGAGGCAGAAUUGCUUGAACCUGGGAGGUGGAGGUUGCAGUGAGCUGAGAUCACACCACUGCACUCCAGCCUGGGUGACAGAGUGAGACUCCAUCUCAAAAAAACAAAAAAAACAAAUACCCUGAGGACACAGAGACAUUGGGUCAGACACCCACAGCUAGGAAGUGGUGGAGUCAGAUUGGAACCCAAGUAGGCUUGAGCACUGUACCCAGCUUGGAUUCAAGGGUUGCCCAGCCUUCCCUCUUCACGCCAGUCUGAGACCCUUACUGCUGACUGUGUCCAUGGUCUCUGUUUUCUCUCCCACAGAAUGGCCCUGCUGUCAAGGAGCUGGGGAGUCCUUGACUGGGACUGGCUAGUCUUGCCACAGCCCUGGCCUCGCUGGUUACUAAAACUGCCCCAGGUUCCCUGAGUCUACAUCCCUCUAAGCCUCCUGAGAAUUCUCACUGCCCCAAGGAAAAAGUCUAGCCUUCCUUCUUGGCCUGGCAUUCAAAACCCCUUGUGUUCUCUCUAAUCUCAUCAGCUCCCACUGCCUCCCCUAGCUAGUCCUUAUGUCAGUGUGGGACACCAGUCCUGGGAUCCACCGUAAGGUUCAUUCUGCAUUCACAGGUUAAAGGUCUUGACAAGUCCUGCAGUAAAGAGAUCCGUUCCUCAUUUAAUCCAGAACUUCCCAGAUGUACUUAACCGCAGGACCCAUUUUCUCCCAACAGCAUGACACACAUAGCCUUUUUUGCCCAGUGCAGCCCAGUGCACAGGUCCCGAUAUUGCCUCUCCCCAAGUAGGCUUGGCCUUCUUUUAGUGCCCGUGCGUGGAAGGCCCUCCAUUCUCCUCUCCAUUCUCCUUGGCCUUCAAGGCUCUACCUUAGGCCUCCCUCCAGGCAGCUGUUCUCCAUCAUCCCCCCUGGGCUGCAGGCCCUCUGUGGGCAGCAUUUAGUGUGUGGUUUGGCCUCCCCUUCCCAUUGCCCACUGUGAGCAAAUACCUGUGCGUGAAUGAAUAAUGAGUGAAAGAUGUCCCAGGGGCCUGUCGGUCACUUCUUUGCCCCGACCAGGCCAAUGUCAUAUGGAAGGUGGCAGAGAGCCCAGCAGGAAGCAGAAGUGGGCGGCCCUGGGCUGUACCUUUGAGCUGCUCUCCUGAAAAUCUCUAUUAUUUCAGACUCCCAGACCCCACCCCCCGCUUCAUCCUCUGGUGUCCUCCUAGGCCAUCCCCACUCCGGAAUUAAACCUCAGCCCCUCCCACAGAGUUUUCUCAAAUCUGUGAAGUUUCUUCAAAAGGCGGUGGAGGUGCUCAGCAGUGCAAGGUGGGGGGUGGAGGGGGUGGGGAGUAGAGGGAGUGGGGGUUCCACGGGUUUGGGUCUUGCCCAGUGGGCACAUGGCCUGUGUAAUAGGAAACAAGUCCAUUCUCCUGCUGUGGGGGGCAGAGGAGCUGGCGGGGCGAGGGAGGGGGAGAUGUGGGCUCAGGUAUUCUUGGUGGAUGCGCUUCGUUCUGUGGCUGAUGGGGUGGCUUAAAAGAUCUUAACAGAGAGAGAUCAGGAAGCCAGACUGCAAGGUGGGGGACAUUUCCUAAGAGCAAGUGUACCCUCCAUUCCCUCUUUUGAGGAACAAAGAGUAUCUUUGCUGGGGCCUGAGUCAUCCAUGAAAACAGACAGCAGCGGUGUCCCAGGGCAGGGCUUGCCUGGCGUGGAUUGGGGUGGUGCUGCCCCCAGUGAGGGGCAGCACAAGGGGAGACAGAAAUGGAGGAAUAGCCCCCGUAAGGGCAAGCCCAGUGUGCACCAGUGCCCAGAGCUGCCUGAUGGAGGAACAGCUCCGUAAGGGUGAACCCAGUGUGCACGGGUGCCCGGAGCUGCCUGCGUGAGGCUGGGGGCUAGUUUGGAUGAGGGCAUGGCUCAACUUUCACUUGGCACAUUGAAAUAGCUUUUGCUGUCUGCUAGGGUGUGGAAAACUGUUUUUCCAUGGCCCCAAGCAAUGCUAUAGCUACAGCUGAGGAGGGAGGAAUCUCUCCCUGCCUCUCCUCCCAACUCUUGGCUUUUGCUUCCUUAAAUUUGAACAAUUCCCUAAGAUCUAAUGCUGGGAGGCUCCCCUUCCUUCAUUACACAGUGAACUCAUGUGCUCUAUCUGCAUUCCCCCUAAAUCCUCCUGAGCUUUUAGGUAAGAGGCCGAUGAUUUCACAAUCGGCAGCAGAGGCCUAAGGCCAUUCCAUCAAACUGAAGAUGGCAGCAAGUUGUCCUCACUUCUUCAUUGAGCACCCAUGGGUGUGUACUGGAGCAAGGGUGGUGCCAGGGAUUCUCCUGCUCUGGUUCCUCCUGCGGGGUCCCUGCUCAGCUGGGCAGCUGCCCUCACUCUGGGCGGGUGGCAUGUGAGUGUCAACAGGGCCCCUCUCAGUCAGGGGCUCUUGGCCAUUUUUUGUGCCAUGGAUCGCUUCUCAAAAUCAUAUUUUCUUUUCUUUUCUUUUGAGAUGGGGUCUCACUCCAUUACCCAGGCUGGAGUGCAGUGGUGCAAUCACAGCUCACUGUAGCCUCGACCUCCCUGGGUUCAGGUGAUCCUCCCACCUCAGCCUCCCAAGUAGCUGGGACUAUAGGCAUGCACCACCAUGCCUGGCUAAUUUCAGAAUAAUAUUUUCAUACACAUAAAAUAUGUAGGAUUACAAAGUAAGCUAGUUAUAUUUAUAUACAGUUGUCAAAAUAUUUUUAAAAUGUAUAACGUGAUACUAUGUGUAUAGGUUUCUUUAUUAACAUAUUGAAUAAAAAGAUCGAGGGUAGGCCUAUUAAACAAUGGUAAACUGAAGAGAGAUGAGUGUAAACAAUAUUUUAAGAUAGAUACCUGUGGCAAACUGUAAAGGGAUAUGAAAAACUCUGUAAUUUCUAUUGGCACUGCUGAUACAACUGCACUUUGCUACCUUUGUUCAUAACCAAGGAAAUAGAAAUGACUGAAAAUAAAGUUGUAUUCUAUUCCAA
Homo sapiens (human) is the source of this 6316-nucleotide messenger RNA. RefSeq names its product mitogen-activated protein kinase 13 (gene MAPK13). NCBI's taxonomy places the organism in Eukaryota, Metazoa, Chordata, Mammalia, Primates, Hominidae. The coding region runs from base 71 to 1168 and encodes 365 amino acids. Gene Ontology annotation, molecular function: protein serine kinase activity; MAP kinase activity; ATP binding. The transcript has 12 exons. Gene Ontology annotation, biological process: cellular response to stress; MAPK cascade. The record is from RefSeq and is marked reviewed.